AUGUCCACUGUGGUAGCUCAGUCGCUGCAUGUUUUUGGUCUUCGAUCCCACGUGUCCAACAAUGUGUUCUUCUUCGAUGAACAGAUCAUUAUAUUUCCUUCAGGAAAUCACUGUGUGAAGUACAAUGUGGAUCAGAAGUGGCAAAAAUUCAUUCCAGGCUCAGACAAGAGUCAGGGCAUGUUGGCCUUGUCCAUCAGUCCCAAUCGGCGAUACCUCGCUAUCUCCGAGACUGUGCAAGAAAAACCCGUCAUCACCAUUUAUGAGCUGUCAGCCGUCCCUUGCCGAAAGCGCAAAGUCCUUAAUAAUUUUGACUUCCCAGUUCAGAAGUUCAUUUGCAUGGCUUUUUCUCCAGACUCCAAAUACCUCUUGACCCAGACGUCACCUCCAGAGUCAAACCUUGUCUAUUGGCUGUGGGAAAAACAGAAAGUAAUGGCCAUUGUUAGAACUGAUACUCAGAACAAUGCUGUCUACCAGGUGAGCUUCAAUCCCCAGGAUAACACUCAGAUUUGUGUCACUGGAAAUGGGAUGUUUAAGCUUCUCCGUUUUGCUGAGGGAACCCUGAAGCAAACUAAUUUUCAGAGGGGAGAACCCCAAAACUAUCUCGCCCACACCUGGGUGUCUGAUGACAAGAUUGUUGUUGGCACUGACACAGGCAGGCUCUUCCUCUUUGAGUCUGGAGAUCAACGCUGGGAGACAAGUAUCAUGGUCAGGGAGCCCACCAGCGAGACGAAAAACCUGGGGGUGAUCCAGGAAUCCAAGAGCCUGAUCGAAUUUCCGACAAUCACCUCCCCAGUCCCUUCCUACGAGCAGGUCGUGAUGGCCAGCAGCCACCACCAGCUGUCCCUGCCCCAGGUGUCUGCCAUCGCAGCCUAUUCCAAGGGAUUUGCCUGCUCUGCUGGGCCAGGGAGAGUUCUACUGUUUGAGAAGAUGGAAGAGAAGGAGUUUUACCGUGAGAGCAGGGAAAUCCGGAUUCCUGUGGACCCACAGAGCAAUGACCCGAGUCAGUCAGACAAACAGGACGUGCUCUGCAUGUGCUUCAGCCCCUCCGAGGAAACGCUGAUCGCCAGCACCAGCAAGAGCCAGCUCUACAGCAUCACCAUGUCCCUGACGGAGAUCAGCAAGGGGGAGACUGCCCACUUUGAGUAUCUGAUGUACCCGUUACACUCAGCGUCCAUCACUGGUCUAGCUACUUGCAUCCGCAAACCCCUCAUUGCCACCUGCUCUGUGGAUCGGUCUGUUCGCAUCUGGAAUUACGAAUCAAACACCCUGGAACUAUUUAAGGAAUACCAAGAAGAAGCUUAUACAAUCAGCCUUCACCCCUCUGGACACUACAUUGUAGUAGGGUUUGCUGACAAACUACGCCUUAUGAAUCUACUCAUUGAUGAUAUACGUUCUUUCAAAGAAUAUUCUGUCAGAGGGUGCAAAGAGUGUUGCUUUAGCAACGGAGGUCACCUGUUUGCUGCAGUCAAUGGGAAUGUGAUUCACAUUUUUUCCACCACCAGCCUGGAGAACGUCUCGAAUCUGAAAGGACACACAGGGAAGAUUCGUUCAGUCGCGUGGAAUACAGAUGACAGCAAACUGAUUUCUUGUGGCACAGAUGGUGCUGUAUAUGAAUGGAAUCUGUCCACAGGAAAGAGAGAGACAGAAUGUGUGCUCAAGUCCUGCAGCUACAACUGUGUUACCAUCUCCCCUGAUGGCAAAAUCAUCUUUGCUGUUGGAUCAGACCAGACUCUCAAGGAGAUAGCAGAUUCUUCAGUUCUUCGAGAGAUGUCAGCAUUUGACGUCACCUACACAGCUAUCGUCAUCUCCCAUUCCGGGCGCAUGAUGUUUGUGGGCACCUCGGUGGGAACCAUUCGUGCGAUGAAGUACCCGCUGCCUCUUCAGAAAGAAUUCAACGAGUACCAGGCCCAUUGCGGUCCUAUCACCAAGAUGUCGCUCACCUUUGAUGACCAGUUCCUGCUGAGCGUCGCCGAGGAUGGCUGCCUGUUCACCUGGAAGGUCUUUGAUAAGGAUGGUCGGGGAAUCAAGCGAGAGAGGGAGGUGGGCUUUGCUGAAGAGGUGCUGGUUACCAAGACGGACAUGGAAGAGAAGGUUCAGGUUAUGUUGGAGCUGAAGACUCGUGUGGAAGAAUUAAAAAUGGAGAAUGAGUAUCAACUCCGACUAAAGGAUAUGAACUAUUCUGAGAAGGUUAAGGAGCUAACGGACAGGUUCCUCCAGGAAAUGGAGUCCUUGAAAACGAAAAACCAGGUUUUAAGAACAGAAAAAGAAAAGCAGGAUGCACUCCAUCGUGAACGCAUGGACGACCUCCUGGAAAAACAGAGCCGGGAACUGCAGGACUUGGAAUGUUGCAACAACCAAAAGUUGCUUCUAGAAUAUGAGAAGUACCAGGAGUUGCAGCUCAAGUCCCAGAGGAUGCAGGAAGAGUAUGAGAAACAGCUUCGGGAUAACGAAGAGACCAAGAGCCAGGCCCUGGAGGAGCUGACUGAGUUUUAUGAGGCCAAACUACAGGAGAAAACCACCCUCCUGGAAGAGGCGCAGGAAGAUGUCAGGCACCAGCUGCGCGAGUUUGAAGAAACCAAGAAGCAGAUUGAAGAAGAUGAAGACCGUGAGAUCCAAGAUAUCAAAACCAAGUAUGAGAAGAAGCUUCGGGAUGAAAAGGAAUCAAACCUGCGGCUCAAAGGAGAAACGGGCAUCAUGAGGAAGAAGUUCAGCAGCCUGCAGAAAGAGAUUGAAGAGCGAACCAACGACACUGAGAUUCUGAAGGGAGAGCAGGUGAAGCUGCAAGGAGUCAUCAAGUCCCUGGAGAAGGACAUCCUGGGUCUCAAGCGGGAGAUCCAGGAAAGAGACGAGACGAUUCAAGAUAAGGAGAAGCGAAUCUAUGAUCUGAAAAAGAAAAAUCAAGAACUAGAGAAAUUCAAGUUUGUGCUUGACUACAAAAUAAAGGAGCUGAAGAAGCAAAUAGAACCUCGAGAGAAUGAGAUCAAGGUGAUGAAGGAACAGAUUCAAGAGAUGGAAACUGAACUGGAGCAUUUCCAUAAGCAGAACACACAGCUGGAGCUGAACAUCACAGAAUUGUGGCAGAAAUUAAGAGCUACUGAUCAGGAGAUGCACAGAGAGAGACAAAAGGAGCGGGACUUGGAGGCGCUGGUCAAACGGUUUAAGACGGACCUUCACAACUGCGUGGCGUGCCUCCAAGAACCCCGGCAGCUGAAGGAGAAGGUCCGCGCUCUCUUUGAGAAGUACGUGCAGGGGGCAGACAUGGUGGAGAUCACAGGGCUGAACUCGGACCUGCAGCAGGAGUACACCCGUCAGCGGGAGCACCUGGAGAGGAGCCUGGCCACUCUCAAGAAGAAGGUGGUCAAGGAGAGUGAGCUGCACCGCGCGGAUUAUGUCCGCAUCAUGCAGGAAAAUGUCUCCCUGAUCAAGGAGAUUAAUGAGCUCCGCAGAGAGCUGAAGUUCACCCGCUCCCAAGUCUAUGACCUUGAAGCAGCCCUGAAACUGACCAAGAAAAUUCAACCACUAGACGUUCCAGAGACAGAGUCCGGCAAAGACUUGCCAGGCAUGCCUCCCACCGUGAGACUGAAUGAGCAAGAAGAAACUGGGAGAAUCAUUGAGAUGCAGCGCCUGGAGAUCCAGCGCCUCAGAGACCAGAUCCAAGAACAAGAGCAGCUCCCAGGCUUCCACCCCUUUGCCGGGAUGCGGUUGCCUUCCCUCCUGGGGGCAGAAGCAGACUUAAAGCUGCAGACCAAGUGACCCCCUCUGGUGAGCCGUC
Molecule: messenger RNA, 3772 nt
Organism: Balaenoptera ricei (Rice's whale)
Lineage: Eukaryota; Metazoa; Chordata; Mammalia; Artiodactyla; Balaenopteridae
Gene: CFAP57
Product: cilia and flagella associated protein 57
Exons: 22
Coding region: 1-3753 (1250 amino acids)
Molecular function (GO): protein binding
Source: RefSeq, a predicted model, not a curated record